Nematocida minor is the source of this 1109-nucleotide messenger RNA. RefSeq lists its product as uncharacterized. The transcript has a single exon. The annotation marks the transcript as partial. The record is from RefSeq and is a predicted model, not a curated record. Lineage: Eukaryota; Fungi; Microsporidia.
AUGGAUGUUGCAAUGCAAAAUAGAAUCAAAGUGCAGUUUGACACUAGAGAGGUAGAUAGACUAGUGCAAGAAGCCAUUCAAGAAGCCAAUUUGAUGAACACAAGAUACACGGAUGCUUUCUAUUUUGCCUCAGUGCUAAAAAACAGUAUAUCCAAGCAUAUGACAGCUACUUUUGAUGAUAACUGCUGCAUAAGUAACGACUCUAAACAUAGCAUUAUCAAAAUAGCAGAGGUGUACAUAUGGAAAAGACUAUUUGAAGAGUAUGAGAAAGCACAAAAAAUAAGAGCAGAGGAAAAACUCACCAUCUUCAAUCCAAAGGGGAUGAUAAAAAUAAAUGCAGACGAGCUGAACGCGGAUGUCAACUCAUUCAUCAACAACUGGUUUUCUUUCAUACGCGCUGGAAUAAAACACGGUGACCAAGAAGAUUAUAUACAGAGAGCUUGCUUUGAGUUUAUGGAAUAUAUGUAUAUUAUGAACAUAGUUCUGAACAAAGAGUUUUCCAGCUUUGCUGAAUUUCUGAAAGAUUUGAAUGCGGUAACAGAUGAUGUGAAUAUUGUUCACAAUGACAUUUGCAAUUCUGCUUCAAUCUUUGACGAAAGAAAAAGCGCUAAGAAGCCUGUAAGGGAUUUACUCGACUGGAUAUGCGGCAACUCAAAUCUCAUUUCGACUGCGUUUGGCACCUAUGAAGGAAAAAAAGAGAAACCGCUGGAUAGCAAUGAGAUAAAGAUUCUCAAACAUAUAUACAGAUAUAGCAAUGAAAACUGCACAAGAAUGCAGAAGAUAGUGCAGAUAAUAAGAGCAUUUGUGUCUCCUGCAAACGUCUUCAUGAACUAUGAAUACUCUGAGCUAUCCGAUGGCUUUGGCAUCGCUAAGUUCUGGGAGGGACAUACACAAGACAAACCAUUUGACAUUUUUAGCAAUUUGGAAAAAAUAAGAGAUAAGCUGGAGAAAGAUAACGUGAAGAGGAGUGACAUAAUAUGCAAAAUAGAAAAUGAAAUGAAUUGCAAGGGCGAUGUAACUCAUCAAAUGAUGGAGUAUGCGUACAUCAGUGCAUACAAUCUUGUCUGCAGAAUCUUUGCAAGUCUCAGUAAGUACAGCCAGAAUAACUA